CAAGUGAAUUCGCGAGAACGCUGCCGAAAUAACAACAGCUUGGUGUCGCGCUCGGAUUAUUUUCCGAAUUUCCGGCGAAAAAACCCUUGAAAACCUUACUAAAUUUUGCUGAUUUCUUGACCGGAACGAACCAGCAACCUCCCCACAAUGGAUGAUGGUGAUUUUGAUAACGACGAUGUCGGCGGGGACGAGUUCGAUGACGUCGAGGAGGACGACAACAUCGACGAGAUCAACCAGGAGGAGGACGGGGACAACAUCGAGCUGAUUACGCCGGGCCAGGCCGGUGGCGGCGUUCCCAAGUCCAAGCGGAUCACCACCAAGUACAUGACCAAAUACGAGCGGGCCCGGGUGCUGGGAACGCGCGCGCUGCAGAUUGCGAUGUGCGCCCCGAUUAUGGUGGAGCUGGAGGGCGAAACGGACCCGCUGCAGAUCGCGAUGAAGGAGCUGAAGCAGCGCAAAAUUCCAAUCAUCAUCCGGAGGUACCUGCCGGACGCUUCGUACGAGGACUGGUCCAUUGACGAGUUGAUCAUUAUCGAUCAUUAGAGAGGCGUUUAGGAUUGAAUUUCUCAUUGCUGUAAGGUUCCAUAUUUUAAUAUUUUUAAGGGUAUUUAAUAAA
Molecule: messenger RNA, 616 nt
Organism: Culex pipiens pallens (northern house mosquito)
Lineage: Eukaryota; Metazoa; Arthropoda; Insecta; Diptera; Culicidae
Gene: RpII18
Product: DNA-directed RNA polymerases I, II, and III subunit RPABC2
Exons: 2
Coding region: 148-543 (131 amino acids)
Biological process (GO): DNA-templated transcription
Cellular component (GO): RNA polymerase I complex; RNA polymerase II, core complex; nucleus
Molecular function (GO): DNA binding; DNA-directed RNA polymerase activity
Source: RefSeq, a predicted model, not a curated record